GUGGAAGAUGUGAAGUUAUGGCAGGCCGGUAGUCCCCGGGCGCCGCCACCCAAACAUUCAACAUGGAUCCUGGCGAUACUUUCCUCUAUCUCUGGCAGCAGAGGAACUUUGAGAGCGAGACAGGCACCGUAGCACAAAAGGCAGAUACAAUUAGAUUUAAUCUUUCUCAAUUGCACUACUUGAAGUGUAAUUUCAGUGAUAUCAAUGAUUUGACUGUUUCAAGUAAGACUCGGAAACUGUUGUUCGAUUAUGGGCAGCUCAUGGAUAAUACAGAGAAAGAUGGAGGACUUAAUAACUAUGCUGAUCCUAUCCUUACUCUUAUUGGUAAUAGUAAAAAUGAGAGCAAAAGCUGGAAAUGUAACUUGCAAUCAAAGGAUAUCAUUGAUAAAUACUUGAAGCCCCUUCCUUCAAUGUCCAGCAUGCUAGCGGAAGACGCCAAGAAACUAGCACACUUGUUUAAUCAACGCAAGGAGAGACAGGUAGCACAAGAACAACAGAGUGAUGGAUGCACGAGUACAGAAAUGGCAGUGUCAAAAAGUCAGGAUUUAACACAAGCCAGGAAUGAAGUAUCAUUUAACUUAGUCAAUGAAGAUUUUACAGAUUUGAAUACAGCAGUUGGGAGAGGCCAGAAAGCACUUGGCACAUCAGAUGGUCUUCCAUUUAGUAAUGGAAAUGGAUCUUUCAGAAGGGAAGAGGUAAAGCCCAACAGUAGUGCUACACUUGGAGGGAGAGGAAUUCACGGAAAAGGAGGUCCCUAUCCUUGGAAUAGAAGCAAAAUACCUGGGACAAAUGAGGGCAGAUGUGAUGGAAGUGAGGAAUCAAUGGGAAUAGAAAGGAAUAUGUCUGGUAGAAUGGAGUCCUUCAGUGGUUCUUUUGAAGGCACCUCCAAUUAUUCUGGAAGAGGUAAAGGUUUCGGACCACCAGUGGAAAGAUCGAGACAAAAUUGGAAGAGUGGAUCUAUGGUAGACACUUCACGUGAGGUACAACAUGGACAGUCUACCAGGAGCUGGAAGGGAAAAGGAAAAGCAGGUUCAAGGAGCUACCAGUGCCAGAGUAGUGGUGAAGAUUUUGGUGAUGGGCUAAGAGGUAUUGGGAGUGAUCCUUCUGACAAUUAUUUUAGGACAGCCUCUCAUCAACUGCAACUAGAACAGCAGAAGAAGUAUGGUAGAGGAGUGAGUGGGGCAUCUUAUGGGACCGGGAAGAGGUCACUAGGUGUUAGGAGAGCUGUCAACACCAAGUUUGUUCCACCUGUGAGAAAAGAAGAUGAAGAAGAUAGUUUUGGUAGUGAAGGGCUUAUGCGAAGAUGCAUGCCACAUAGUAACUCUGGAAGUUCUGGCGUUGCAGCUGAAAACAAUCCUUAUUCUGAGCUCAUGACCGAUGAAAGAUUGAAGAAUAUUGAACCUAAGAUGAUUGAACUUAUAAUGAAUGAAAUUAUGGAUAGUGGACCAUCUGUAACAUGGGAUGACAUAGCUGGACUAGAUCUGGCUAAAAGUACCAUUCAGGAGGUUGUGGUAUGGCCAAUGCUGCGGCCAGAUAUUUUCACUGGCCUUAGAGGACCACCGAAGGGGAUACUGCUGUUUGGUCCUCCAGGAACUGGAAAAACUAUGAUUGGUAAAUGCAUUGCUUGUCAAAGUGGAUCAACGUUCUUCAGCAUCAGCGCAUCAUCACUAACAUCUAAGUGGGUUGGAGAGGGUGAGAAAAUGGUGAGAGCAAUGUUUGCUGUGGCAAGAUGUCAUCAGCCAGCUGUUAUCUUCAUUGAUGAGAUUGACUCUCUUCUUACCCACCGCUCAGAUUCAGAACAUGAAAGCUCAAGACGCAUUAAAACUGAAUUUCUUAUUCAACUGGAUGGAGCCACUACAGCCAAUGAUGAAAGAUUGUUGAUGGUUGGAGCAACAAAUCGACCUCAAGAACUAGAUGAAGCAGCCCGAAGAAGACUAGUGAAGAAGCUUUAUAUCCCUUUACCUGAGAGUAAGGCUCGUCGGCAAAUUAUAGAAAAAUUAAUGACAAAUCAAAGCCACAGUUUAGUAACUGAUGAUAUUGAACGCAUCUGUCAAAUGACGGAUGGUUACUCUGGGGCCGACAUGACCAACCUGUGUCGGGAAGCUGCUCUGGGACCUAUUAGGUCUAUUAACUUUGCCGACAUCCAUCACAUCUCGGUUGAUCAGGUACGUCCAAUUUGUGCCGAUGACUUCAUGAAUGCUUUGUAUAGCAUCAAAGCAAGUGUGUCUGACAAAGAUCUUCAGAUGUAUGAAGAUUGGAAUAAAAAGUUUGGCAUAUCAGCCAGAUAAUCACAUUAAAGAUUAAGAAAAUUAAUUAAAAAGAAAAUUGCAUUUUAUUAAGAUAAGUAUGCAGGAUUGAGAAUCUAAUGGACUUAUUUUUUUUCUGAAUGAAGAGGUAUUUUCCUUUGGUUUUUAUCUCAUGGAAUCAAACAUUCUUAUGUUAAAGUUCCAUAUUUUAGUUUUAUACUGUAUAUAUGGAAAUAAGUAUAUUAUGUACAAUGUAUGGAAGGCAUACUUUAUAUAAUCUUCAGAAUGUUUAUUUACAAAUACUGCAUCAGGGAUCCUUUACUCUAGGGUGGCAGGAACUGUAUCUUUACAGGAAGUGUUUGUCUACUUUUCGUGAGCACAGAGUCAAUUUUGUUGUCAAUUUCUUCUUGUAUUCUGAGCUCCAAAUAAAAGCGUGUUCUGUAAUUUGUAUUUUGUUUGGUUUUGAAAAAAAAAAUUCAAUGAACAUUAAGACUUUUUAUGAAUAUUAAGAGAAUUAAUAAACUAUAAUAAUUAACUAUAAUUAAUUAAUUAACUAUAAUAAACAAUGGGUGUUUCCUUAGGAUGAUACACUAUAUUUUGUAGUUUCCAUAUGAAAUAGGUACUUGUCUGUACUAGGUGAGUACCUAUUUCAUUUGAAAACUACAAAAUAUAAGGUAUCAUCCUAUGGGAACACCCAUUGUUUAUUCUAGUUAGAAUUUUAAUUAUCUUAAUGUUCAGAGAAAUUCUCAAUGAAAUUUUUUAUGAAAUAUGUGAUACUGUAAUGUAAUUUUGAUUAAUUAGAAGUGACCAUUACUAUUGGGGCUUGACUAUGUUACUCGGCUGCUUCAGACCUAAAUACAGCAUUUUCCAGUGUUAUGUUUAUGUAAUCCAAUUUAACACAAUUUUUCCAUAAAAAUGAUUGAAUUUUCAAUGUACAGUAACUAUAAAAAGUGCAUUUAUUUUUGGAACUGUUUUGUAUGCUAGUAGAUCAAUGCCAUUGGUGAGAUUGGCAAUUCAGUUUUAAGUGUUACUGAGUAGUCAGCCAUAUUCGGUAAUGUUGCCAGUAUAAAUAAAUUACAGUAUAUAUUUGUCAUCUUAUGCAAAAUUAUUAAUGAUAUUGCAAUGUCACCUCAUUCUGUAUGACCUAUGUAUUUUAUUACUUCUAAGCCAAAUAAAUUAAUUAAAUUUU
Messenger RNA from Procambarus clarkii (red swamp crayfish), 3435 nucleotides. RefSeq names its product fidgetin-like protein 1. Lineage: Eukaryota; Metazoa; Arthropoda; Malacostraca; Decapoda; Cambaridae. The record is from RefSeq and is a predicted model, not a curated record. Gene Ontology annotation, molecular function: ATP hydrolysis activity; microtubule severing ATPase activity; ATP binding.